GGUCAGAGCCUGGGCUGGCCUCUGGGCUCCUUCAGGUCUACUCUUGGCAUCUGCCCUGGUUGGCGAUACGUUACCAACGUCUGGCCUGUCCCAGGCCCAAGGCUCUGCGUGGCGACCGGGCCCAGCACAGGGAGGCUGUGCAGAGCGUGGAGUUUACUCCUUAUUGGUACCCUGCAGAGGUCGGCAACAUCUGACCCGCUCUACAGGCAGGAAACAGGCUCGGAGGCAUUGGGAAAACGACCAAGGCCACUUGGCUGGACACUGGCGGAGCUCCUCACUCAAACCUGUCGGGCUUCAACUCCGUGCCAGGCGCACAACUCCGUGCCAGGCCGUCAACUUGCCCUGGGCAGUUCUGGCUGGGGGAUGAGGGGGAUGGGGAGCAGGAAGAGAGCAGCAAGGAUGCUAUCCAGAAGGACUUUCCUCUUCAGACCGCUCCAUGUCAUUGUGGGGCUGGUAGCUGAGGAGUUCGAGACCGUGCUCAGCACUGCGUUUGGGGCAUGUGGGACCGAGAGGCUUGGGGAAACUGAGGCCGCUGUGAGAACGACAGUUUAGCAGCGACUAUAGACCCUGCGAGCUUGUGGCCACAAGAGGGCGUCCGGGAGUACGACGCAGUCCCCGCCCCCGUUGGUUAGGGCCCGACCUCUUCCCGAGUUUCUCCUCCGGCCCCGUCCACUGCCAGCACUCGCCUGCCUCCCUUCUGCUCGAGUCCACGCAGCUCCCCAGGCCCUACACCAGCACAGCAGCGGCAGGCAUGGCGGCAAGCGUGGAGCAGCGUGAGGGCACCAUUCAGGUGCAGGGCCAGGGUCUCUUCUUCCGAGAGGCCCGGCCUGGCAUCGGGCAGGCUCGCUUCUCUGUACUGCUGCUGCAUGGUAUCCGCUUCUCCUCCGAGACCUGGCAGAACCUGGGUACACUGCGCAGGCUGGCCCAGGCUGGCUACCAGGCUGUGGCCAUUGACCUCCCAGGUCUGGGGCACUCCAAGGAAGCAGCAGCCCCUGCCCCUAUUGGGGAGCUGGCUCCUGGGAGCUUCUUGGCAGCUGUGGUGGAUGCCUUGGAGCUGGGCUCCCCAGUUGUGAUCAGUCCGUCACUGAGUGGCAUGUACUCCCUGCCCUUCCUGACGGCCCCUGGCUCCCAGCUCCGGGGCUAUGUGCCAGUGGCCCCCAUCUGCACUGACAAAAUCAAUGCUGCCAACUAUGCCAGUGUGAAGACUCCGGCUCUGAUUGUAUAUGGAGACCAGGACCCCAUGGGUCAGACCAGCUUUGAGCACCUGAAGCACCUGCCCAACCACCGAGUGCUGAUCAUGAAGGGGGCGGGGCACCCCUGUUACCUGGACAAACCGGAGGAGUGGCAUACGGGGCUGCUAGACUUCCUGCAGGGGCUGGAGUGAAGCACAGCACUGCUGCAGGGGGUGGGCUGCUUGCCUGCUCUGAUCUCUCUCUCUCUUCUCUCUCUCUUUCACACACACACACCACACGCCCUCUCUUCUCUCAUGGGCUCUGGCCCAUGCACAUGCAACAGGUGCGUCUGUCUAUAUGUCUGGGUUCUUGUCUUUUGUAGUCUGUUUGUCUUUUCUGUUUCUUUCUUUUGCAGUAAUAGACUGAGGAGGUAAAAUCAAGAGAAAGAAACCUCAGGAAUCAAGGAACAUAAUCCGGUGGAGGGUAAUCCUUUAGCUAUGCUUCUCCUAUUCUUCCACUUUCCUGCCUAGCUUUUACUCCUUCCUCUGCCCUUCCCAGCCUUCCCCUGCCACCCCUCCUCCUUCUGCAAAUGCCCUGCAGGCCAGCCGUUCCCCCAACACCCACUUCCCCACAUACAUACAUGCCCACAUGCACGCUUACAUGUUUAGAGCCAUCCAUGUUCCCCAAUAUGACCCUUCGCUUGAGAGCAGCUGCAUAGGUACAUGUAACUCUGGACCCACAUGCACCUUCUCAUGUGCAGCUGUGCAUAUAUACACAUGCAUACUUGAGGGGGUGUUUCCGUAGUGUAGUGGUUAUCACGUUCGCCUAACACAUGCAUACUUGAGCCUCCAAAGAAGCACUUGCACACAUGAGCACUUCUAACCAUGGCUGGGGAGGUGGGGACCCCAUGGGUCAGCCCUUGCAGGAGACCCUUUUGAAAGGCUUAGGGUGUGGCCAGCCCUGAAAGCUACUCAGCCACAGGUUUCAGCUGGCCCCAGGCCAGAAGUGGCCCCCAGAAAGGGAGGGCCACCGCUCUGUCCCCUUGCUUUUACCCUUCCUUCUGGGUGCUCUGCAUCUCCCCAAGCUACCAAGCCUGAGGCUUCUCAGCGAAGCUUGAUUCCUGCUCUGAGGCUUGAGGGGUGGGAGCCAGAGUGGAGGUCGGUGAAAUAAAGUGAUGCAAUUAGA
Molecule: messenger RNA, 2357 nt
Organism: Sapajus apella (tufted capuchin)
Lineage: Eukaryota; Metazoa; Chordata; Mammalia; Primates; Cebidae
Gene: ABHD14B
Product: abhydrolase domain containing 14B
Exons: 4
Coding region: 752-1384 (210 amino acids)
Cellular component (GO): cytoplasm
Source: RefSeq, a predicted model, not a curated record